CACACCUCAAAGUCCUCAGGAAUGUGAUACGAGGCUGACGAGAACGGAAGGUCACAACACUGUACGACCGCGUCAAUAAUGGUGCCGAGGGGAAGUUGAAGUGAACGCAUGAAGGAACCAAGUGAAAGAAAAGUGUAGCAAGAGUGUGGGAGGGAAGACGGAGGCUGCGUGGUUAAUGGGCGUCAAUGUUUCAUGUCGAGGUUUCAGCCGGCGUCAUUCAACUAACUCUGGAGUUUCCCAGAGGCUGCGGAGCUGGUGUCGUUCGAUAGCAGGGCCGUCUGCGAUGAAACUAGCUCGGAGAUUUAAAUGUUAAAGAAAAACUGGGAUCCCGUUCAGGAGAAGAAGAAAACAAUACGCCUGUUUGUCAGCUCACCAGUAAGAGAAACAGAAGCCUGAGCAGCGCUGGACAGAACAAAACCCAGCUGAGGGAUCACUGGAGCAGCGAGUUCUGGCUGAGGAGGACAUCCAGACCAGAUCAGGCAUGGCUAACUCAGAUCAUGUGAGUGUGUCAAUGGAUGAGAGGACCCCGCUGAGCACCACACCGGGCUCUGCUGAUGUGCAGAACGGCACCUGCUCCAGACGAGACGCCGUGGCCGCCAGGCACUACAAGCACCACAGAGGACUGGCCAUCUGCAGCAUCAUCUGUGGGAACUCCUGCCUCGGAAUCAAGGCCUUGAUAAAUUCAGUCAAGGCUGAACACACAAACGACCCAAAGGAAGCAGCAAAGUACUCACAACUUGCAAAGAAAUACAGCAUCAUUUCCAUUGUGUUGUGGAUCGUAAUAGUGCUCGUAAUCUUUGCACUACUCGCACUGGGCUCAUACGUCCUGACUCUGAUAGAGUGAAGCACAGCACAGAAACCAGCCGAGGGGCCGUUCUGACUUUGAACGCUUAUGAAGACGAACUGUGCAAAGCUGCCGCGGACACUAAAGACCAUGAGCAAAUGACAAGUUACGUAAACCUGGGAGGACUGGUGUCAUUUUCCUUGUGCUGCUGUCCCACUUUACUCUUCCCCACCUUUUCCUUGCUUUUAUAUUUUAUUACAAGAGCACUCACUAUACGCCAACGGUAUUAAAUCUUACAGCUUUUAUGUUUUUAUGCAGUUUAUUUAACAACAUACAGACAAUUCCAAUCUAAAUAACCAGCAUUACCUACGUAUGGUUUGUAACUACAGACAGAAUUGUCACUUGGCCAUAGAGACCCAGUCCUUCAGACUAAUGCAUCAAUAUAAUCAAAUAUACAUAUAUAUGCGCUAAUAUAUAGCAGGGUCUGUGCUUCACCUGAAUAAUAACGACUACCUGCUCGUGUGCCAGCAGUGUGUGGGCAUCGCUCCUUUGUUACCACAUUGGCUUUAUUAACGUCAAAUCUAUCAAUAUGUACUUUUAUACAAAUGUAUACACACUUUCAUAAUAAAAUGACUAAACCUU
Molecule: messenger RNA, 1426 nt
Organism: Betta splendens (Siamese fighting fish)
Lineage: Eukaryota; Metazoa; Chordata; Actinopteri; Anabantiformes; Osphronemidae
Product: transmembrane protein 265-like
Exons: 3
Coding region: 482-844 (120 amino acids)
Cellular component (GO): membrane
Source: RefSeq, a predicted model, not a curated record